Anoplopoma fimbria (sablefish) is the source of this 1755-nucleotide messenger RNA. Its product is annotated as bile salt-activated lipase-like. The record is from RefSeq and is a predicted model, not a curated record. Bases 1 to 1668 code for a protein of 555 amino acids. Lineage: Eukaryota; Metazoa; Chordata; Actinopteri; Perciformes; Anoplopomatidae. The transcript is spliced from 11 exons. Gene Ontology annotation, biological process: modulation of chemical synaptic transmission; postsynaptic membrane assembly; synaptic vesicle endocytosis. Gene Ontology annotation, molecular function: sterol ester esterase activity; signaling receptor activity; triacylglycerol lipase activity. Gene Ontology annotation, cellular component: postsynaptic specialization membrane; synapse; cell surface.
AUGAUGGCGAAGCUGGGGAUUUUGGUAGCCGUUGCCGUGUUUCUGGAGACAGUCUCUGCAACCUCCCUCGGGGUGGUGUACACAGAGGGAGGUAUGGUGCAGGGCGAGAACAUUCGUCUUGGGUUCCGCCAUCACAUGGAUAUCUUCAGGGGGAUUCCCUUCGCUGACCCCCCUGGAAGGUUUGAGAAACCAAAACGUCACGCAGGCUGGGACGGUGUUCUGAAGACCACCGAGUACAGGAGCAGAUGCAUGCAGGUGAACCUCAUCAUGACCGACACCAGAGGCACUGAGGAUUGUCUUUACCUGAAUGUCUGGGUUCCUCACGGCCGCUCAGUGUCCAGUGGUCUGCCCACUAUGGUCUGGAUCUAUGGGGGAGGCUUCCUCACCGGAGGCUCGAUGGGUGCCAACUUCCUGGACAACUAUCUGUACAGCGGGCAGGAGAUUGCAGAGAGAGGGAAUGUGAUCGUGGUGACGCUGGGAUACCGUGUGGGCACCCUGGGCUUCCUGAGCACCGGAGAAUCGGACUUACCUGGAAACUAUGGACUGUGGGACCAGCAGGCCGCCAUCGCCUGGGUGCACAGGAACAUCCGCUCAUUCGGAGGAGACCCCGACAACAUCACCCUCUUUGGAGAGUCUGCAGGCGGAGCCAGUGUCAGCUUCCAGACUCUCACUCCCCACAACAAAGGGUUGUUCAAGAGAGCCAUCUCCCAGAGCGGCGUCGCCACUUGUCCAUGGGCUAUCAACAAGAACCCCCGCAGGUUCGCUGAGGAGGUUGCUCUAAAGGUCAACUGCCCCACCGAUCAGAAUAUGACUCCCUGUUUGAAGAUGACUGAUCCUGUGCUGCUAACGCUGGCUGGCUCUCUCAGUAUCUCAAGCUCACCUGAUAACCCCGUUCUCCACAACCUGCUCCUGUCUCCUGUGCUGGACGGCGACUUCCUGCCGGAUGAGCCUUCCAACUUGUUCCACAAUGCGGCUGAGAUCGACUACAUCGCUGGAGUCAAUGACAUGGACGGACACCUCUUCACUGGCUUAGAUGUUCCUACAAUCAACUCCCCCCUGGUGGACACCCCUAUUGACAUCGUGAAGAGGCUUCUGGCUUCAUACACUAAGCAGGGCAAGGCUGCUGUCGACCACGGUUACUCCACAUACACCUCAACCUGGGGCUCAAACCCCAGCAAGGAGACCAUCAAGAAAACCAUUGUGGAGAUUGGAACAGACUACAUCUUCCUGGUUCCUACUCAGGUUGCCCUCUACCUUCAUGCGGCCAACGCCACAACCGGUAGUACCUACUCCUACCUGUUCUCUCAGCCCAACCGUAUGGGCGGCAUUGCCAGGCCUUAUCCCAGCUGGAUGGGAGCCGACCACGCUGAUGACCUGCAGUACGUGUUCGGAAAGCCUUUCACCACACCGCUGGCGUACUGGCCUCGCCACCGUGACGUCUCUGGCUACAUGAUCGCCUACUGGACCAACUUCGCCAGAACUGGGGACCCCAACAAAGGAGAGUCAAAAGUGCCCGUUACCUGGCCUAAAUUCACCAGCACUGAACACCGGUUCCUGGAGAUCAAUUCUAAGAUGAACAAAAACUAUGUGGGACAGAAGAUGAGAAUGCGUCACGUGCAUUUCUGGUCCAGCGUCCUUCCCAACCUUCCCAUGACCAUCUCAGAAUAAAGACCUGUGCACGUGCAGUGUGGACCUUUAGAUCUGAAGUAGCAAAUCAGAAUUGGUUCAUGAAAAAAUAAAUUGAUGACAGAUACA